AGAGUUGGAGAGAAAAGGGGAAAAAAGAAGCAGCACUCGGCUUUGCCAGCGGUCGUAUGCGCUCGUCCAACAUUGAUUCGGCUCUCUAUUUUUUUUUCCUUCCCUAUUCUGUGCUCUGCUCUCCCCGGCCCCCCCAUCUGUGUGUGUUUGCAAGUGUGUGUGUGUGUUAGUGUGUGUGUUAGUGUGUGUGUGUGUGUGUGUGUGUGUGUGGUGUGUGAGUCUUGUGCCGGGCCCAGGGAUCAGAACAGACACCACUACCAAUUACACUUUGCCAAGGAUUUUUUUUUUUCCUCCAAGGUUGAUUUUUUUAAUUUUUUGGAAAGCACAAAGGACUGUUUAUUUUAUCUCUCUUUGUUGUUGAAGUUCUUUUUUUUCCUAUCAUAGUGCAACACUGUUAAUAUUUCUUUUUUUACCUGAUCGUUUUUUCUUUUUCUCGACAAGUAUUUUAUCUGGUCAUUUUUUUUCCGUCUAAUGAACUGUUGGCCGUGGUCCGACUGCAGCGAAUUUUCUCCUUCCCUUAAAAAUCUUGGGCUCUUUUUGUUGUUGUUGUUUUAAACUUUAGCCCACUGUUUUUAGUGAGCAACGUUUUCUGCUAAUUAUUUUUUUAUAACCCACCCUCCCAAGUUUUUUUUUUUUUUUGCUUUUUUUUAUCUGCUAAUUCUCGACACCCUGCCAAACCAGCACUUGCUUUACAUUGGGGAGCGCGGGAGGAAAAAAAACUGGUGCAGGAGAUUUUUUUUUUCACUUUAAACGCUGUGCCAAAUUUAUGAUGAGAGUGCAAAAUGGAUGAAUUUCAUCCCUUCAUUGAGGCCCUCCUCCCCCAUGUCCGUGCCUUCUCCUACACCUGGUUCAACCUGCAGGCCCGUAAGCGCAAGUACUUCAAGAAGCACGAAAAGAGGAUGACCAAGGACGAGGAGCGCGCGGUGAAGGACGAGCUGCUGGGGGAGAAGCCCGAGAUCAAGCAGAAGUGGGCCUCGCGCCUGCUGGCCAAGCUCCGCAAGGACAUCCGGCCCGAGUUCCGCGAGGACUUUGUGCUCACCAUCACGGGGAAGAAGCCCCCCUGCUGCGUGCUGUCCAACCCCGACCAGAAGGGCAAGAUCCGCCGCAUCGACUGCCUGCGCCAGGCCGACAAGGUGUGGAGACUGGACCUGGUGAUGGUCAUCCUGUUUAAGGGCAGCCCCCUGGAGAGCACGGACGGAGAGCGGCUGGUCAAGUCGCCCCAGUGCUCCAACCACGGCCUGUGCGUCCAGCCGCACCACAUCGGGGUGGCGGUCAAGGAGCUGGAUCUCUACCUGGCCUACUUCGUCCACUCACCAGAACAAUCAGGACAAUCAGACAACUCAAACCAGCAAGGAGACACAGACGUCAAGCCCCCACCAAAUGGCCACUUGAGUUUCCAGGACUGCUUUGUGACUUCAGGAGUGUGGAACGUAGCCGAGCUGGUCCGCGUGUCACAGACCCCGGUGGCGACAGCGACGGGCCCCAACUUCUCUCUGGCCGACCUGGACAGCCCUGGCUACUACAACAUCAACCAGGUGACCCUGGGACGGCGCUCCAUCACCUCCACCCCCUCCACCAGGACUGAAAUGGAGCUUUAUGCAAGUCUCCCACGGAGCUCCAACAAGCGCAAGUCCAUUGAUGACAGUGAGAUGGAGAGCCCGGUGGACGAUGUGUUCUACUCAGGCCGUUCCCCGGCGGCUGGCAGCAGCUCUCAGUCCAGCGGUUGGGCUAAUGAUGUGGAUGCAGUGCAGCACCAUUUGGCCAGUGUGCAGGAGAGGAAGAUUAAGCAUGAGAGCGAUGGAGUGCAGUUUCCUUACCAUGGACUCUCGUCGCCUGGUUCUCUUAAGAAGCCGGGGAAAUUCGAUUUCAGCGCCCUGUCCUCCCAGACGAGGUCCCCCCGCAUGGCGUUCACCCACCACCCACUGCCAAUGCUGGCGGGAGUGAGACCAGGGAGUCCCCGUGCUUCAGCCUCGGCCCUGCACUUCCCAUCUCCCUCCAUCAUCCAGCAGUCUAGCCCCUACUUCACCCACCCAACCAUCCGCUACCACCACCACCCUGGACAGGACCCCCUGAAGGAAUUUGUGCAGUUUGUCUGUGCUGAUGGCUCAGGGCAGGCCGCCGGACAGCCAAACGGGAGCGGCCAGAGCAAAAUGCCAGGCUCCUUCUUGCUGCCUCCACCUCCCCCAGUGGCCCGCCCAGUGCCCCUCCCCAUGCCCGACUCUAAACCCAACAGCACGCCCCCCGACGGCGGACUCUCCUCGCCCGCAUCUCCGUCAUACUCCACGCCAGGCGCCACAGCUCCCAACAGGUUUGUCGGCAUCGGAUCACGGGACAACAACUUUCUGAACAUCCCGCAGCAGACACAGUCUUGGUUCCUCUGACAAGAUCUGUGCACAAACCAGCAACUAGAAUUCUUUCUUUACAAUCAGAAAUAGAAAAAAAGAAAAAAAAACAGAGAAACAACCCGCAGGAUGAUAAUUGUCCUCCAAUCAACCCACCGACCGACCGACCGGCCCUGAUACGAAAUAUAACCAAGCAACGCAGGAAAUUACAGCAGCAUGAUGCUUUUAGUGGAACUCUGGACUUAUUUACGCAGUCAGAGAGAGGACCCGUUUCGAGCAAAGAUGGAUAGACGGAAAGAUAAAUGGACGGACAAGAGGAUGCCAGGAUGAGAGCGGGAGUGACGGGACGGCGGCGGCGGCAAGCAGGCAUCUCUCCUCAAACCACCGAACCAGCACAGCACAGACCAGCAGCAACGCAGGACGAACCCGAGGGUGAAAAGGCGGUCGGCGUCUCCUGCUUCACAAGGACGUAUUGUGUAACCAAUGGCUUAGAAAAUCAACUGUCCAGCAGAUACAGAUUCGAGCUAAAAAAAGCUUCACCCCACAAUGAAUCCACAGCCUGAUCAAACUAUUAGGUUUCCAGUGAAAGCUGCAGUCCAUGCUCCUGUGAUGUCUGUCAUCACCCAAAACGAAAUCAAAUUGACCAAUACUUCUGUCCCUCUGAAUGACCAUCGACUCUCUAAAGCCCCCCUUCCCCCUACUACUAACUAGACAGACCAUGCCAAAACAUAUCUUGAUUAAGGGUUGCACUACAAGCUGAAUCAAUUAACACUAAUCUUAACGAUGUGCACUAUUUACCUACAAGGCAUGGGAGGUAAACCAGACUUGCCUACUCAAAGUUUUAAAGAGGAAAUAAACCGAGGUACAGGAAGCCUUCAUGUAUCCUCAACAACCCCCCCCCCAUCACUCAGUCUGACAAAUCAUUGGCCUCCGCUCAUUCUCACGUCUCCCCGCACAUUCACACAGUCUGUGCCAUGAACACAGCACGUAUGACAAACACACACUUUUGCCCAGUCUCACCAUUUAGAUUGUAAUAUUUAUAGGUGGUGGUGUUGUGUUGUUCUAUUUUCAUUUUAUACACAGUAAGCCCAAGAUGAAUGAUUUUAUUAUCUCUUGUGUGUUCUCUUAUUUGAAUUUAUUCCUUUUGGAUUUGUACUAUUUUAUAAUUGUUUUGUAUUUGAAUGACAGCACCUUAAAGAGAAACACAGUAAGAAGCGGUAUGUUGAAGCGGUGCAGGCGGACCGGUUAGCUAACCCCGAUCGAGUAGCGUUCGCAAAACGACUCAAAGCAAAGGUAGACGCUUUGGGAAAUAAACCUUUCUACCUUUUUUUUUUAUUAGUUGAGGAGACUGAUACCAUUUGCCUGUCCGUAUAGAAAAUAACAGGCUACAACUAGCAGCUGCUUAGCUUAGCUUAGCAUAAAGCCUGGAAACUGGAGAAACAGCUAACCUGGCUCUGGAACAAAAUCAGCAAUCAGCGCCUCCAGUGCACUUGUGUUUGGUGACGAUAAAAUACAUGCUGCCUUCAAAAUGCUCAAAUGAUUAGCGUUCAAGUUGUAACAUAGUAAGUCAUGAGAACACUGUUGCUAAUUAGCAGCUUAAAUGUAACUGUUAGCAACUAGAAGCUAACAAGCAGGAAUUAGCAAAAAAAAAAAUCCAAAGGCAGAAUGAAAAGAUAAGGCUGUUGGGAAUAUCAACAUUUUUCUCAGAUAUAUAAUUAUUAAGAAAAACUCUGUAUGACUAAAAUUACAAUAUAUAAUUAUGUACCGUUCAUUGAAAAUUUGAACUUCUCUGACAAAUCUGGGAGGAAAUACAGUAUUUACGAAGUAAUCCACCGGGAAUGUGUGUACAUGCACAUAUAUAUGAUUAGCCAACAUGGUACUUUGCCAGACGACAUGUUGUUGCGGCAAAAGUUACAUUUUUAGCAGGACAGUGUACAUUUUUCAGCCAGAUUCCAGGCUAAUUCAAAUGAGGCUGCACAAUUUGGCCUGUGUUACCUUUAAUUCAUUGUGUUGUCAGACCAUUCUCCACUCUGCCCUGUUAGUGAUGGAGAAUGGUCUGACUGCACCUUAAUAUCAUUCUGCCAUAGGGGGGAAAUGCACACACUAUAAAAAAAAAUACUUCCAAAGACAAUAACCAUAGGGGGGAAAAUUAAAAAGAUUGUAUUCAAUAUUAAAAAAGUAACUUUGUGCAAAAAAUUCUAUGUAAAAUGCAUCUUAAAAGAGCAUUUCCUAUUUCAGUGACAGAAGAAUUGCACAAAUAUUGACCAAACUGUCAAAGAUUUUUACUAAUUUUUUGAAAAUAUUUACAAGAAUUUUCUUGCCAAAUUUGGGGCAUUUUUUAAAAAAAAAAAAAACUUUUAAGGGAAACUUUUAAGGAAUUAUUGGAAUUUUCUUCCUGAAAGUUUUGCAAAUUUUCAGAAAUUUGGGAAAUUUUUUGGCUGAAUUUUUGGAUUUUUUUAGACAAGGAAACAAUAUAUUUUAGUGCCUGUAAAUGAGGACAACAGGAGGGUUAAUAUCAUUCUGCCAUAGGGGAGAAACGCAUACACUACAAAAAAAUACUUCCAAAGACAAUAACCAAUUAAUUAAAAAGAUUGUAUUCAACAUUAAAAAAGUAACUUUGUGCAAAAAAACAAUGUAAAAUGCAUCUUAAAAGGGCAUUUCCAAUUUCAUUGACACAACUUUUGCACAAAUAUUGACCAAACUGUCAAAAAUGAACACUGUUUAAGGAGGUUAUCCUUCAUACUGUGAUUUCAUUGGCAACCCAGCUGGUUUAUAUUCUAUUAAACUGAUCACAGUUGUCUAGGCUAAUCCCCACAAUCUACAUCCAGGGAGUCAGACUACCUUUAAACAGAGCCAGACCAGCCUUCUGUCUGUUUCCAGUCUUUAUGCUCAACUAAGCCAGGCAUGAAAGUGGUAUUAAUCGUCACCUCUAGCAAACUACCAAGCUUAUUUUCCAAAACGCCAUCAUCCGUCGACGCGGUUUGCUUGUUCUCAGUGCCAGAUCAACCUCUCCUGUAGGGGUUUCGACAAUCACGGGAAGCUUAUUUUUCUGGGAACCGACCUACUGAACCACACGGGUCGAAAAAAGAAGCUGAAAAAAAAGUGACGCAUCCGCUGCUAACAGAUCGAGGUGCAGCUAGGACUGCUAGUCGCCGUCGGUGGUGGUUGGUGGUGAUACAUGAGCGAACCAAGGAGUGAAGGUUGCUGAAGACGGGACCCAGAGUAAAAGAGAGAGCAGCUCUUCUUUCUGUCUCCCUAAAGUUUACCCUGUUGUUUACACUCCCAGACGGGCUGAAGCUCCAAGAGCACAGGAGGCCACACUGCGGAGCAAAAUGCAUAUGUGACAUAUCUGGCUGUUAUCGGAGAAAGAGGGGGACGAGGGCCUCUAAGGCUGAGCUGUAGCCGGAUCACUGGUGUGCCUCUUUUCAUGUCGGCACACAGGAUCAGGUAAAGGUUGCUAUGGUAAUCCCCCCAAGACACACACAUAUACACACAUACACCAGCACUCCCCCUACAACCCCGUAGCUAUUGUGAAUGGAAGAGCCCUUAUAGAUGAAAAACAAAAAAACUGCACUAAUACAAUCAUGCCAGCCAACCUUGUGAGUCUUUUUUUGUAAGCAUCGCGCUAGAUUCGCCACCACUUCAGAGCAAGAGCACAGAUUCCUAAAAAAAAAACCCACAAAAAACCCCCAAAACUACUCACUAUUAAACACCCCCCCCGACCCUCAACCGUGCCCGACUCAAUUCAAAGGGAAGUCUUAAAAAAAAAAAAGAAAAAAUAGACAAUCUGAGGAGGCCUUUAUGCUUUUAAUCAUUUUCUACAUAUAUACAAAUCUAUAAUUAGCCCACCACACACAUUCAGCCUGAUUCAGUUCAAACGAAUCCCAUCCAACCUCACAAAAUAACUGGACUGCCUGGCCAUGUUCUUCACUGCAGGGAAACGAAACAUAGCUGGCCAAGCGACCGGCGCCCAUGACAACUAGCUCCGCUGACGACGGCUAAGGUGAUUUCUUUUCUAAUCUAUGGAAGUGCCUCUGUAUUCCCAUUAUGCAAUUUGUCAAACAUGAAUUCAGGUUCUUUUUCUCACAUAUAAGCUAUAGUGAAUGGUGAAAAAAUUUAUGUCAGGAGGGGGUUUAAAAAAGAAAAAAAACGGUGACAGCUCACUAGAUAAUCGCAAGCAUCUUUAUAUAUAAUACACAUAUAUAUUUAUAGAUAUAUACUUUUUUUUAUUUGCAAGAUAAGCUCUGUGGCAGUCUAGUUAUUUUUUGAAGCAUGGCAUACAUCGCACAGUCAUAGGAUGCAUCUCAAAAAACUGAUUUGAGCUCAAGUACCAGUCUCUAAACAAAUAAACCACGCUUAAAAAGGACGUAAAAGAGAAAAAUCAAACGAUAGAUUCAUAGACGACAAAUGAUGAUGACAUAGUUGAGGAUUUACAAAAAUGAGCAGGUUAGGUUUUGUUGUUUUCUUUCUUGUUUUGAUGGGAAGUAUUGUUCUUGAAACUAAAUGAUGUAUGUUGAUUGAGCCAUGUGCAAUGCCUUGGUAGAGGAAUUGUGUUUGUUUGUUAGCGAUCGUUUGAGGGCGAUAAAGAGGGAAAACCCUCUUCAUUUUAUUUCUUUUGUUUUCAAGUCCACGUGCUCCGGGACUCUAAAUACGAGGGCGGCGAGAAAAAAAAUCCCAGUCUUUGUAAGUAAGUUUUUUGGGGAAAUUGUUUUUAAUUUCCUGUUUUGUUUCAUUUUUUUCUUCUUUUAUCACUUUUUUUAAAGAACUUGUUUUCAAAAAUGUGGGAGGGCUGAAGGAACAAUUUUGCAACUCAUAAAAGUAUAUAUCACUAUGAAAAAACUGGUGCUUUCGUAAAGAAUAAAAGUACAUUCAAUCUCUAUUAUACAUAAAUAGUAAUAAACAAAAAAAUUAAGUGUUAUCAUAAAAAGCAAAUUUUUAGGAAAAAAAACAUGCAUUAUUCUAUUUCUCUCUCUUUUUCGUUUUGUAUUUACCGAGGAGGGGGGGAGGGGUUCGUUGUAUGAAAAAAAAGGUUUGUUGUGACAAAAGGCAUCCCCCUCCUCCCCCCUUCCGCCUCCCCCUCCUCUCUCUCUCCCCUUUUGAAACCUUUUUAAACGCCACAGCAUUAAAAUGAAAAAAAAAAAUUUAAUUUUUCUGGAUUAGGUGGGACAAAGACAAGAUCUUCCCCGAUUUUGGGAGAUGCACAAGUAUGGAUUCGGAAACAAACAAACAAAAAUGAGGAUGACGUCUGGUGAGAUUUUGUGUUUUUAAAUCACAUCCACUCGGUUCAUUGAGAGGGAAUUAUCGGCCUCUUGUCCCGGUCAGAGGGGGCGCUGUCGUGGAUUCAACGUCAACCCCACCCCCCCAACCGCCACCGCUCACCCCAACUCCCCCUCUCCUCCUCACCCCUUCCUUCCAUCUCCCCCCCGCUGUAAAUGAUUAUAAAUAUUUGUUUGGUGAUGUAGUGUUAUAGACUCAGAGCAUCUUUAAAGGUUGUCCCUAAAAAGUGCCUUUUGUUCACAGACUCCAUCUUGUAAUCCUGAGUGCCCAUCUCGAAAGAAAGAAAAAAAAGUCCCCUCCUUUCAUGCUUCUAUAUCUUUCUCUUCCCUCUUCUUCUUCUUCUUCUUGGACGCUUUUUAAAAGCAGUAUACAUAGUGCUAAAGGAAAUUGGUGUGAUUUAGUUCCUCUUUUUAUUGUUGAAUAAUUAAGAAAAGCUGAAAAAAAAGCCCAAAAAAACCACAAAAAAAAGAUAUUUUCUGUCUUGCUUCUCUUCCUCUGUAUCUUGUCGUCUGUCUAUCUUGGACACUGGAGUAGUCUGUAGCCGCGUAACCUUCUCCUUCCUCCCCCCUCCUUCCCCUUUCUCUCCCCCAUUCCUUUUUUCCUUUUCCUCUUUCUCUGAACGGCGGGGUUUCAACAAAAAAAAACGACAAAAACCAACAAAAAAAAAAAACAAAAAGAAUACGCAAAGAUUUUUUUGUCUGAGCAGAAUGCAGUUAGCUCACAUGUUAUUCUUGUCUGUACGCUUCACAUUGUAUUACCAUACCCAUCUUCUUCAGCUUCUCCAUUCAACAGCUAAUGUAAGUGAACAAGUUACACCACGGGGCUCUGGGCUGUGCUGAGGACCGGGGGGCAAACAGUGGAGCCAAGGGGGCAGUUUUUCACCAACCCCGGUGGAGGGAGAAAGGCACUCAUGUUUGGUUUGGGCUCAGGUGACGACCAGUAGGACUGCUAGUGUAGGCAGGUUUGUUUGUAAUCCUUGUUUCUAUCUAUUUAUUUUUUUAUAAUUGAAUUUGGAUUUGCUUUUUUUUUUUUGUCAUUGUUACUGCAUAUCUUAGGCAGCAGUCGAGAUGCUGUGUCUUCAAUUAUGCACCUUUCUAAGUGGUUGAAUGAGACCAGCUAUUUAAAAUAACAAAAAAACACAAAAAAAUGAAAGUGUAAAACGACUCAAAGCACCUUAAAAAGCGGAGCGGUUCCACAGUUUGGAGACUGAGAGGCUCAGAUUUUUUUUAGCACAAUCAUUUGCAAGCGUCAGUCAAAAAAAAAAGAAAGAAAGAAAAACUGAUUCACCGUCAUCGACCAAAGUGAUGUGGUUCCAAAACCUGUUAGUCGGUGACUUGUGGGGUAAGCGCCGAGGAAUGUCCACCAGCAAAAAUCAAUCGAUUACAACGAGAGAAGACAUAUAUACAUAUAUAUAUAUAUAUAUAUAUAUAUAUAUAUAUAUAUAUAUAUAUAUAUAUAUAUAUAUAUAUAUAUAUAUAUAUAUAUAUAUAUGCAACCUUUUUUUCUUUUUUCUUCAUCAAGCGAAUGAAGCCAGCAGCAGUAUUAUCAAUCAAUGAAUCAUUCAAGUGAAAGCGCCACAGCCGAGAAGCCAUAUCAGAGACAAACCGGCCGCACGAGAGCAGUGUGUGUGUGUGUGUGCGUGCGUGCGUGCGUGUGCGUGCGUGCGUGCGUGUGUGACCGUUGAGGGAGUGUGUGUUCAGUUUCUGCCCUGCACCGUUCACAGAGCCCAGUCCGACCCUGUGGCCCAACAGGCCGCCUCUUUUUUUUUUCUUCCUUGGUUUGUUUCUAACUCGUUUUUUUUGUUGGACGCUGGGCCGUGUUUAGUGAUCUUUAGUUACUGAGCCUCCCCCACCUCACCCUUCUCCCCCUCUGGCCGGCCUCACCCCUCGCCUCCCCCCACCAGGAGUGCCCUCAGCCCUCCCCUCAGAGCAGUGUCCCAUCCUCAGACACACCUCCCAGAGCCCCUGGUGAAAUGCAUGUGUUAAUUACAGUUUCUUUUCCAUAAUAAUAAUAAAAAACAGUUUGAAAAGAGCAACACCUUUACCUGAUUGAAUAAAAGGAUGUUCUUGACUGUA
Molecule: messenger RNA, 9694 nt
Organism: Amphiprion ocellaris (clown anemonefish)
Lineage: Eukaryota; Metazoa; Chordata; Actinopteri; Pomacentridae
Gene: nfixb
Product: nuclear factor I/Xb
Exons: 13
Coding region: 783-2381 (532 amino acids)
Biological process (GO): regulation of transcription by RNA polymerase II
Cellular component (GO): nucleus
Molecular function (GO): RNA polymerase II cis-regulatory region sequence-specific DNA binding; DNA-binding transcription factor activity, RNA polymerase II-specific
Source: RefSeq, a predicted model, not a curated record